AUGGCUAUUGCACACCCUCCUUUUAUUGGGUCUGAACAGGCCACAGUUGAGGCUGCUCUGAUGGUCUCAACACCAUCACCAUCUCGGCCUCCGGUGAUUCUAACCCAAGACGAAUUGAAGAAAGUUGCAGCCUAUAAGGCCGUUGAGUUCGUUGAGUCCGGCAUGAUAUUGGGUUUAGGAACUGGGUCGACUGCGAAACACGCUGUGGAACGAAUUGGGGAGCUCUUAAAGCAAGGGAUUCUGAAGAAUAUUAUAGGAAUACCCACUUCGAAGAUGACCCAUGAACAGGCUUUGUCAUUAGGAAUUCCAUUAUCGGAUCUUGAUACACACCCAGUUGUUGAUUUGGCCAUUGAUGGUGCUGAUGAGGUAGACCCGUAUAUGAAUUUGGUGAAAGGACGAGGUGGGUCACUCCUGAGAGAGAAAAUGAUUGAGGGUGCUUGCAAAAAAUUCAUAGUGAUUGUGGAUGAAUCCAAGUUGGUGAAGCAUUUAGGGGGAAGUGGGUUGGCUAUGCCGGUUGAAAUUGUACCUUUUUGUUGGAAAUUCACGGCGCAGAAGCUGAAAUUGUUGUUUAAGGAUGCGGGCUGCGUUGCAAUGCUUAGGACUUUUAGCGAGACUGGUGAGCCAUUUGUGACUGACAAUGGGAACUAUAUUAUUGAUUUGUAUUUCAAGAAAGAUAUUGGGGAUUUGAAGGCUGCGAGUGAUGCCAUUUUGAGGCUUACUGGUGUUGUUGAGCAUGGGAUGUUUCUUGGCAUGGCGACCACACUGAUUGUGGCCGGUGAGCUUGGUGUCACCAUGAAGAAUAAGUAG
Ilex paraguariensis (yerba mate) is the source of this 807-nucleotide messenger RNA. The record is from the annotation of a GenBank genome assembly. Lineage: Eukaryota; Viridiplantae; Streptophyta; Magnoliopsida; Aquifoliales; Aquifoliaceae.